This is a messenger RNA of Dracunculus medinensis (Guinea worm), 1617 nucleotides long. The record is from the annotation of a GenBank genome assembly. NCBI's taxonomy places the organism in Eukaryota, Metazoa, Nematoda, Chromadorea, Rhabditida, Dracunculidae.
AUGGUCGGUCGAUUAAAAAUGUGGAUUGCAUGGUCGUGGUCAUAUCUUUGGACAUUUUGGUUCUUAUUAGUUAUCGCCCUUGUAUAUAUUUUACGAGGUCCUUUACGUAUCGCUGAAUCUCUUGAAAAUGCUUCAACUUAUUUUAAUAAUCUCACACCAAAGUUUUAUGUGGCAUUAACUGGAACAUCAAGCCUUGUCUCUGGGAUUAUAUUAAUUUUUGAAUGGUGGUAUUUUAAAAAUAAUUCUGGCGAUAAUGGAUCCAACAGUGAAGAUGGCAGCGAUGAUGAUGGUGUUGAUCAAAGAAGUCGUUCUGUGCCAGAAUGCAAAGUAUGGCGGAAUCCUUUGGCACUUUUUCGUGGUGCAGAAUAUCAAAGAUAUACAAAAAUGACGGGCAAGGAACCGCUAACAUUUUAUGAUAUGAAUUUAUCAGCACAAGAUCAUCAGAACUUUUUCACAUGUGAAGCAGAUGCUGGUAAACAAGAUUAUGAGAUUAUGCAGAUUGCUUGGCGAGAACGAGAUAGCUAUUCUCGUAUAAAUGCUGCAUAUAAAGCAUUAGAUAUUAAUCAAGAAUGCGUGCCAGCUUUGAUUCUUUUGGCUGAAGAAGAAUGUGAGACUAUUCUUGAGGUUGAGCAGAUGUUAAAAAAGGCGUUGAAAGCUGCCGAAGUAAUUUAUAAAAAAAAUCAAUCUCAUAUUCAUUAUGAUUUAGCCAAUGACCCCGUUCAUAGGCGUGAUGUAAAUUUGGUGGUUUAUAUUAGGAGAAGAUUGGCGAUGUGUGCAAGACGUCAAGGGAAUUUACGUGAAGCAGCGAAAAUGAUGCGUGAUCUCAUCAAAGAUUUUCCUUCAUUGAAUGUAAUGAAUAUUCACGAAAAUCUUAUUGAAAUUUUGCUGGAACAACAAGCAUAUGCUGAUGCCACUGCAGUGUUAGCCAAAUAUGAUGGUAAUAUAAGUUUGCCCAAAUCAGCAACAAUAUGUUUCACGUCGGCUCUGUUAAAAGUGCGAAUUGUCGCAGACAAAUUCGCACCUGAUUUUGUUAUGCGCCGAGGAUUUAGUGCGGCUGAAUUAAAUGCUGUAGAUGCGAUACAUCGUGCUGUUGAGUUUAAUCCUCAUGUGCCGAAAUAUUUGCUCGAAAUGAAACCAUUAAUUUUGCCACCUGAGCAUUUAUUAAAACGUGGCGAUUCUGAAGCUAUAGCUUAUGCCUUUUGGCAUUUGCAACAUUGGAAACGCAUCGAGGGUGCUCUUUCUAUACUGCAGUGCACAUGGGAAGGAACGUUUCAAAUGAUUCCAAGUCCUUUGGAAAAAGGAAAUCUUUUCUAUCCAUAUCCAACUUGUACUGAAGCAGCUGAUCGUGAGCUUUUGCCAGCUUGGCACGAUGUAUCGGUCUAUCCAAAGCGUGAUUUACCUUUUUUCACAGUUUUUACAGUUGUAUUAUGUCUUUUAACGGCAUUGAUGGCGAUUUUUACUCAUCGACUUCCAAAGGAAUUGAUUCACCCAUUUUCAUCUGUUGGCAGUAUAUUCUAUGCAGUCAUAGAUUGCCUCUAUAAUCUGAUUCCAGAAAAUGCAGUAAAUCUUCUUGCGUCAAAGCCUAUCACACCACCACAAAAUGAUGCAGCCAGCUAA